Lachancea lanzarotensis is the source of this 978-nucleotide messenger RNA. It is a transcript of the gene OAC1, whose product is annotated as LALA0S02e03312g1_1. Gene Ontology annotation, biological process: transmembrane transport. The record is from RefSeq and is a predicted model, not a curated record. The transcript has a single exon. Bases 1 to 978 code for a protein of 325 amino acids. Lineage: Eukaryota; Fungi; Ascomycota; Saccharomycetes; Saccharomycetales; Saccharomycetaceae.
AUGUCCAAAGUUGAAAAAGAAGUACAGGCCAAGCUUAAUGCGGACAAACCAGCGGCUCAAAAAGUGAGCAAGGCUGGAUCGUUCAUUGCCGGUGGUAUGGCUGCAUGUAUUGCGGUCACGGUAACGAACCCAAUUGAACUGGUGAAAACAAGAAUGCAAUUACAAGGUGAAAUGUCAGCAGAAGCGCAAAGAAUAUAUAAGAACCCAUUGCAGGCGUUGUCUGUUAUUUUCAAGAACGAGGGUAUCCGUGGUUUGCAAAAGGGUCUGUCGUGUGCGUACAUUUACCAGAUCGGAUUGAACGGAUCGAGACUUGGAUUUUACGAACCUAUCCGGUCUCUGCUCAACAGCACUUUCUUCCCAGCUCAAGAUCCACAUAAGGUUCAAAAUGUGGCUAUCAAUGUGACUUCUGGUGCUACGUCCGGUAUCAUUGGGGCCAUCAUGGGAUCUCCGUUGUUUUUGAUCAAAACCCGUAUGCAAUCGUAUUCGAAUGCGGUCCAAAUUGGCCAACAGACUCAUUACACCUCGAUUGCAAAUGGUCUAUCGACUAUCUACCGUGCUGAGGGUAUCAAAGGCUUGUUCCGCGGUGUAGAUGCCGCUAUUCUGAGAACCGGUGCCGGCUCAUCUGUCCAAUUGCCUAUCUACAACACUGCGAAACGGUUUUUGCUUGAUAACAAUGUGAUGCAAGAAGGAACAGGGCUUCACUUGGUCGCCAGUACCAUUUCAGGUCUCGGUGUCGGUGUGGUGAUGAACCCAUGGGACGUUAUUUUGACCAGAGUGUACAACCAGAAGGGCAACCUAUACAAAGGCCCUCUCGACUGCUUGGUUAAGACGGUCAGAAUCGAAGGUAUUGGUGCUCUGUACAAGGGUUUCGAGGCCCAAAUUUUCAGAAUCGCUCCUCACACGAUCUUGUGUUUGACUUUCAUGGAGCAGACCAUGAAGCUCGUUUACGCAGUUGAGAAAAGAGUUUUCACCGCAUAG